CGGGUCUCAACGACUCCACGACGGGGCAAAUCACCAACCAAAUCCACUCGGAAUUCUCUCCUCGCCGGCGGCGAGAUGAUGAUGCUGAUCGACUGCUCGGGCUGCCGCACGCCGCUGCAGCUGCCGCACGGGGCGCCCUGCAUCCGCUGCGCCAUCUGCGGCGCCGUCACCCACGUCGCCGCCGCGCCGCCGGCGCACGGGGACCCCGCCCGCGCCGCGGUGGCCCCGCAGCAGCAUCCGGGGUGGGGGCCGCCUCCCCCGCCGGCGCACGGGCGGAAGCGCGCCGUGAUCUGCGGGAUCUCCUACAAGUACUCGCGCCACGAGCUCAAGGGGUGCAUCAACGACGCCAAGUGCAUGCGCCACCUCCUCACCACGCGCUUCCACUUCCCCGAUGAUUCCAUCAUCAUGCUCACCGAAGAACAAUCCGACCCUUACAAGAUCCCGACAAAGCACAACAUAAGGAUGGCCAUGUAUUGGCUUGUACAAGGUUGCCAACCUGGAGACUCGUUGGUUUUCCAUUAUUCUGGUCACGGAGCACAACAAAGAAACUAUAGUGGAGACGAAAUUGAUGGAAUGGAUGAAACCCUCUGCCCGUUGGAUUUUGAGACACAGGGAAUGAUUGUGGAUGACGAGAUAAAUACUGCUCUUGUCAGACCACUUACUCCUGGAGUUAAACUUCAUGCACUUAUAGAUGCUUGUCACAGUGGGACUGCACUUGAUUUGCCUUUCCUCUGCAGAAUGAACAGGAGUGGGCAAUAUAUAUGGGAAGAUCACCGACCGCGAUCUGGUGUCUGGAAGGGCACUAGUGGCGGUGAGUGUAUUUCAUUUAGCGGUUGUGAUGAUAAUCAGACUUCUGCAGAUACUUCAGCUUUGUCAAAGAUCACUUCAACUGGCGCUAUGACAUUUUGCUUUAUCCAAGCUAUUGAGCGUGGACAGGGCACCACCUAUGGGAGUAUCCUGACCUCCAUGCGUUCGACAAUACGCAGUACAGGUGGUGGUGAUGCAUUGGGAGGUGGUGCUGUGACAUCGCUAAUCACAAUGCUUCUUACAGGAGGAAGCGUUGGUAGUGGCGGGUUGAAGCAGGAUCCACAGCUAACUGCAAACGAGCAAUUCGAUGUGUAUGCGAAGCCCUUCUCUCUAUAACACCAUCCUGGUAUUCUCCACCGCGUUCCAUGAUUAUAUAUAUAUAUAUAUAUAUAUAUAUAUAUAUAUAUAUAGCCCCCGUAUAAAUUAUCAUGGUGUACAUUUUUCACUGUUGAAAAGGGCUCCAUUUCAUAAAUAGAGCUAUCAUGUAUGCCUGGUUUGUUGAUGCUCACGUUUACAUUGUUCGUGCCCUUUGGACUCUCUGAUUUGUUCCUUGAUCCAGACCGCAUUAUGCUCAGUGAAUUGUUCACGGGUUAAA
Molecule: messenger RNA, 1402 nt
Organism: Oryza brachyantha (malo sina)
Lineage: Eukaryota; Viridiplantae; Streptophyta; Magnoliopsida; Poales; Poaceae
Product: metacaspase-1
Exons: 5
Coding region: 76-1143 (355 amino acids)
Biological process (GO): proteolysis
Molecular function (GO): cysteine-type endopeptidase activity
Source: RefSeq, a predicted model, not a curated record